Messenger RNA from Sinocyclocheilus rhinocerous, 6492 nucleotides. Its product is annotated as membrane-associated guanylate kinase, WW and PDZ domain-containing protein 2-like. Gene Ontology annotation, cellular component: cytoplasm; dendrite; cell-cell junction. Lineage: Eukaryota; Metazoa; Chordata; Actinopteri; Cypriniformes; Cyprinidae. Bases 1 to 4161 code for a protein of 1386 amino acids. The record is from RefSeq and is a predicted model, not a curated record. The transcript has 22 exons. Gene Ontology annotation, molecular function: type II activin receptor binding; signaling receptor complex adaptor activity; SMAD binding. Gene Ontology annotation, biological process: receptor clustering; signal transduction.
AUGAGGCAGUCUUUGUGCAGUCUUCAGUCAAACCUCGCCCGUGAAGACACGGGUCGUACAACCAGGCAGCCUAAAGAAGGAGAGGUUCCAGGAGUGGACUACAAUUUUGUGACCGUUGAGCGGUUUGUGGAAUUGGAGAGAAGUGGAGCUUUGCUGGAAAGUGGAACUUAUGAAGAUAACUAUUACGGCACCCCGAAGCCCCCGGCAGAGCCCAGCCCACUGCUGCUGAAUGUAGCUGAGCAGCUGUUGCCAGGCGCUACACCCAGAUCCCAGGGCAAACGCAGACGUAACAAGUCCGUCAGCAACAUGGAGAAGGCUGGCAUUGAGCCGCCCGAGGAGGAAGAGGAGGAGAGGCCCGUCAUCAACGGCAACGGAGUGGCCAUCACCCCAGAGUCCAGUGAACAUGAAGACAAGAGUACGGAUGCCUCAGGAGAGAUGCCCACCACAUGCCCCUCUGAAACCUCCACAGAUGCCCCUAGAGAAGAGACAGAACCACCAAAAUCACCUCCCAAACCAGACGAGAAUGACGAGUUGGGUCCUCUGCCAGAUAAUUGGGAGAUGGCUUACACUGAGAAAGGAGAAGUGUACUUCAUAGACCACAAUACGAAGACGACGUCCUGGUUGGACCCCCGGCUUGCGAAGAAAGCGAAGCCCCCUGAAGAAUGCAAAGAGAAUGAGCUUCCUUAUGGCUGGGAGAAAAUCGAUGACCCUGUUUAUGGAACCUACUAUGUUGAUCACAUAAACCGAAGGACUCAGUUUGAGAAUCCAGUUCUAGAGGCCAAGAGAAGAUUGCAACAGCAGCAGCAGAUGCAGAGCCAGGGCUUGUCCUCUCUCCCCCUACCUACAGUCUACAGAGAAAAGCCUCUGUUCACACGGGACCCCACGCAGCUGAAGGGCAGCUUUCUGUCUUCAGCCCUGCAGAAAAGCAACAUGGGAUUUGGCUUCACUAUCAUCGGGGGUGACGAACCAGAUGAGUUCCUACAGGUCAAAAGUGUCAUACCGGAUGGACCUGCUGCACAGGAUGGGAAAAUGGCUACAGGAGACGUGAUUGUCUACAUUAAUAACGUCUGCGUCCUGGGCACCACCCACACUGACGUUGUGAAGCUUUUCCAGUCGGUGCCAAUCGGACAAAGCGUAACCCUCGUCCUUUGCAGGGGUUACCCUCUUCCGUACGACCCGGAGGACGCAGCCAGCACUUUGCUGUCCCCCCUCGGCCUGAUUGAUCGCCCUCUGCUGGUCAACGGACGGAAUAGCUACGACAGCUACAUGGAGUACAUCUCCCGCACUGCUCGCUUCGUCGACCCAAUGCAAGCGAUGUUGGCGCAGCCCCACCCUGGAGACACCCACCUGGAUGCAGGACCGCUGGAGGACUGCGUCUCAAUGGCGUCUUCAGGAGCAGCCGGAGGAGAGCUGUUAACAGUUACCAUGGUGAAAGGGGCGGAUGGGUUUGGAUUCACCAUAGCAGACUGUAAUGGAGGACAGCGGGUGAAGCAGAUUCUGGAGGCGCAGGGAUGCCCGGGGCUGUGCGAGGGUGAUCUGAUUGUGGAAAUUAACCAGCAAUCCGCGCUAACGCUAUCACACACACAGGUGGUGGAGCUGCUAAAAGAGUGUCCUGUUAGGGCGGAGGCCACGCUGGUUGUGCAGAGAGGAGGGACAGGUCACUUUUCACCUUGGAAGACCUCUAAACAGGUCUUGGAACAUUGGGAUCCUCACAGCAGUCCCACAGCCAGUCUAUCUAUCCAUGCUCUCCCUCACAGCGCUCCAUAUCUGCACUGGCCUUCAGGUCCAGAGUUUGACCUGACCAAACCUGACCCCUAUGACCUCUAUGAGAAGUCCAGGGCUAUCUAUGAAAAUAGGCAGCCAGGGCUUCCUCGAGCAGCUCUCCCAGCUGACCCUUCCGCAUCAGAGUUCCAGGAGGUGGAGGUGCACUUGCGCAGACAGAAGUCCGGUUUCGGCUUCAGGAUCCUGGGCGGAGAGGAACCAGGACAGCCUGUGAGUCUGGAGGCUCAGGAGAAGAUCCUGAUUGGUGCAAUCAUCGAGAAGAGCCCAGCAGAUAAAGACGGGCGUCUCCGGCCAGGAGAUGAGCUGAUGUCAGUCGAUGGGAUCCCUGUGGCUGGAAAACCCCACCGUUACGUCAUUGACCUCAUGCAUGGGGCGGCCCGGACUGGACAGGUUAAACUCACUGUACGAAGGAGAAUUCAGACCACAGGUGAACCCUGUCCAGAGAACGGCCGCAGCCCUGGAUCGACCCAGCACAGUUCCCCCAGGAGUGACUUCAACUCCAGAAUGUUCUGUAACAACUCCGCCCCCUCUCAAAACUCCGCCCCAUCUACCACAGGCUCCUCCCCACCAGACACUGUAGCCAAUCAGAAUCUGCAGCCUAGUGAUGUCACCAUCCAGCGCAAGGAGAGCGAAGGGUUCGGAUUCGUUAUUAUCAGUUCUCUGAACAGGCCUGAAACCGCGGCUGCUGCUGCCGUGCCUCAUAAGAUCGGCCGGAUCAUUGAGGGAAGUCCAGCAGACCACUGUGGGAAGCUCAAGGUUGGAGAUCGCAUAUUGGCCGUCAACAAUCAGUCUAUCGUCAACAUGCCACAUGCCGACAUCGUCAAACUGAUCAAGGACGCGGGACUCAGCGUCACACUCAGGAUCAUCCCUCAGGAGGAGACGAACAGCACGCCUUCUGCAGGCAGCUCAGAGAAGCAGAGCCCUAUGGCCCAGCCCAGUCCAGUUUGCCAACCCAGCACUGUGAACCAGACCGGUGCUGCACCUCCACCUAACUCCACCCCUCAACCCAACUCUGCACCUCAACCCAGCUCCAUAACGCAGCCUACUUUAGAAGCACAACCGAGCCCUGUCACUCAAACCAGCCCAGCCAAUCAGCUCAGCUCAGUGACCCAACAGAACCCACCCACCCAGCCUUUCAUCACCAAAUGCCAUUGGUUCUGCUCUGAUUGGUUGUUCAGCUACAGGUCAGAGGUAAAAGCAAGACAGGAUGUAAAACCCGAUAUUCGACAGCCGUUCACUGAUUACCGCCAACCCCCAGUGGACUACCGACACCCUCCUGUAGCAGAUUACCGACAGCCACCAACGCUCGAUUACAGACACCCCCCACUGCUGGACUACAGGCAGCUGUCCACUGACCCUCGCACCUUCCCCUUACCGGACUACAGGAUGCCACAGGAUUUUGAUUUCUUCACGGUUGAGCUGGAAAAGGGUAUGAAAGGUUUUGGCUUUAGUAUCCGUGGAGGCCGCGAGUAUAAGAUGGAUCUGUUCGUUCUGCGAUUGGCUGAAGACGGACCAGCAAUACGCAAUGGAAGAAUGAGGGUUGGUGAUCAGAUCAUUGAAAUAAAUGGGGAGAGCACGAGGGAUAUGACCCACGCUCGGGCCAUUGAGCUCAUCAAAUCGGGUGGCUGUAGAGUUCGCCUGCUGCUCAAGAGAGGCACAGGCCAGGUCCCUGAAUAUGCAGAUAGUCCCGCCCCCUGGGAUGCUCACACUACAGCCUCUCCAAGUCUGUCGGAAGUAGCACCACCCCUCGACAGCUUAUCUAAUCCAUCAGCUUCUUCUCAUGUGAACCCACCCACCGACCCACCUCAUACAUCGUCCUUGGAAGCAGCAGGUCUAGACUGUUCCCAGGGUCCUAGAGGCCCAGAGAGUAGGGCUCUGGAGCAGGCCAGUGUGGGGAAGAGGUCAGCCCUGACAGGUGGAGUUGGGGAUGGGACCAAGCAGAGGGAGGGCAGCAGGACCAACCGUCGCUCUAUUGGAGGGAAGAGUCAGCAACAAUACCUUGAUGAAUUUGCGGGAGAGCCCAAAUCCCACAAAGGCAGCCAGGCGAAGUCCAAGGAGCGCAGGAGGGAGCGGAGCAAUACACCGUCUCGAAAGCGAGACUCGCCCAAAACUUCUCCAAAUGACACCAACAUGAAUGGGGGAAAUGGAUGCCUGGAUGGUAGCAACAACCAACAAGGAGCUCUGGUGCCAUUCAAAGCCCAACCAAAGGAACCAGAGAAAGGGCAAAUUAGCCAAGAGAGUCGUCCCAGCCACAACUCCAAGACCAGCAGCAGUGCAUCAGGCAGGAAGGCCACAGUAUCCCCAGGGCCCUGGAAGAUCCCUGGUUCAAACAAGCUACCCAGUACCCUGCGCUCUGCCACCUCCACCAUCAGCAGAUAACAUCUUAUCACAAUCUCAGGCCCAAGUUUAGACCUUACUUUUGGCCUUGACUUCUUUUGGCCAAAUUUUGGACCAACCUUUGGCUAUGAUCCGCCUUGUUUUGGGACUGGACGGGCUCUUCUUGAUUGCUUUACACAGGCUUGCUCUACUUGAAAGCAAUCGUUUUAACCUUGACUAGGUACCACCCUCCCACAAUACUCACUAAAGAACUUUCCAUGCAUUUCUAGACAGAGCAUUUUUUAUUUAUAUUUUAUUCUAAGUUAUUUUAACAGAUAUGACACCCACCACCUUAAGAACUGGAAGCAUUCACUCCAAAAAUGGAACCACGGUAGAAUGAGUGAUGCAUGUAGCGUGCAAAAAGAUUCUCAGACUUGUUUGAACUGUUGGGGAAAAGCACUCAAGACUCAGAUAUGUACAUGCAUAGAGAACCACUUACUGAGUCUGAACCACCUCUGGUGGCUACAGCAAUUUUUAUACACUUUCAUUAAAAAAAAUGAAGAAUACUGAAGGAGUUGCCUGACAUACAGUUUUUGUGUAUUUGAAGAAUGAAUAUGAUUAAAAAGAUUCUAUAUGAGUGGACACUCGACUAUGAACUCUGCCUUAAAGACUGACCUGCAGAUGUCUGUAUAAGGGUCGGUAAAAUGAAUAUAGAAAUAGAUAUAUUAUAUGACUACAUGUAUGUGAGACAUAUUGUAAAUAUGGUCUUUACACACCAUUGUGAGCCCAUACUGAAGUACUGAUAUCAUACACAGUGUAAGUUAGAUGAGUGUAAUCUAGAAUUCAUUCCUACUCCACUUUAAGGUUCGUUCCCACUGACAUUGAUAUAAACUUGAGUGGUUGCUCAUAGGUGUUUCUACUCAACUUCAAUACAGAACUGUAACAGGAAACGGAUCACAUGGCCUUCAAUGUCUACACUGACAUCGGUAGUUGCUGCAGCCUCAAGUUGUCUCUUAAAAUCGUAAACUCUCAUUGAUGAUUUAUGACAACCGGUUGCUGCAAAUCGCUGUCAGUGUGAGUACCCAAUUUCUGAAGGGGCCAAUGGGCUUUGACCUUCUCUUGACUCUCAAUCUAUUCUCCCUUUACGUGAGUACAUGAACAAAGCAAUUUGAGUCCAAGAUGGUUUCGAUGAAAUGGUUUGAUUAGGGCAGAGUGCCUUAUGCCAGGGGUGUCCAAUCUUGCUCCUGGAGGGCCACUGUCCUUUAGAGCUUAGCUCCAAUACUAAUUAUAUACACCUGGACCAGCUAAUCAAGGUCUUCGGGAUUACUAGAAACAUCCAGGCAAGUGUGUUGGGGCAGGUUGGAGAUCAACUCUGCAGUACAUUGGCCCUCCAGGAGCAGGAGUGGACACCCCUGCCUUAUGCUGACCACUUGAUGCUUUAUUUGAGCUCUAAAUCCUAAUGACAUCAAGACAAAGAAAAACUUAGGCUGCUAUAAAUUCAUUGGACUACUUGUUCCGUAGAAACUGUGCAAAAGUAAUGCCAGAUCUGAAUAAGUAUGCCGUUACAUCCGUGUCUCUGAAUGCUGAUUGGUGUCUAGAGAGACCAGUUUAUGUCCACAGUAUAGAUAUAUCAAUAUAAAAUUCAAAGCUAUUUUCGUACAUAGAAAUAGAGGUGAGAGUCUUCUAAAAGAAGUGCAGAUAUUUAUUAAUGAUAUCUUUGACAGGAGUUCAAAUGUUUGUUGAGCACUUUGUCUUUAAGUAGACGUGUACAUAUAAAAUGCAGUACUGGAAAGAGUAUAUGCUGUGCAUCCAUGAUAUUCAUUGCAUAAGUUAAUUCUCAAAAUCCUGCUAUGAAACUAUGUUUAUUAGCAUAUUCCCCAUAUAAAAGGUUAGUCUCUAGUUCACAUGAUUCAUGUCAGGGCUUCAACACUCCUCUCCACACAAGCGCCAUGCUUGUUGUGAAAACGUUGUGCUUGAUGCACCCUUCACAAAAGGGUGAUUUUAACAAGCUUGCUAAUAGCAAAUUCUGAAAGUACAUGAAAUAGGUAAUGUAUGCUAUUGUCAUGCAAUGUUUUUUUUUCCUCAGAAUGUCAUUAUCCAUCUUGUGCUGUAUUUUGAUGUAUCUACAUAGACACAGCCUCUACUAGCUAGUAUGCUAAGAUGUUAGCUUGCUAAUCGAAGGCUAACUGAAAACACAAAGAACCAAUUAAAAGGUCUCAGCUUAUGGAAUUUCUUUGACAUUUAUUUGAUUAUGCUUUGAAAAGGCCAAAGUAAAUGAGGUCAAAGUUUAAAUUGUUUGAACUUUAAGUGUCAUGUUAAACAUCUGUGUGCCACACCCCUUACAAAAAUUUACCCCAAAAAAAUAAAAAACAUGGUUACUAGUUAAACCAUGGU